Molecule: messenger RNA, 948 nt
Organism: Aspergillus mulundensis
Lineage: Eukaryota; Fungi; Ascomycota; Eurotiomycetes; Eurotiales; Aspergillaceae
Product: SDR family oxidoreductase
Exons: 6
Coding region: 1-948 (315 amino acids)
Biological process (GO): fatty acid catabolic process
Molecular function (GO): 2,4-dienoyl-CoA reductase (NADPH) activity
Source: RefSeq, a predicted model, not a curated record
AUGCCCCUCGAAAAAUCCUCCUACCUCAGCGACACCUGGAAAGACGGCCUCUUCAAGAACAAGGUCGUCUUCUGCACCGGCGGCGCAGGCACGAUCUGCAGCGCGCAAGUCCGCGCGCUGGUCCACCUCGGCGCAAACGCCUGCAUCGUCGGCCGGAACGUCGAGAAGACGGAGAAGGCAGCGCGGGAUAUUGCGACGGCGCGGGCUGGCGCGAAGGUGCUGGGCAUUGGGGCGGUGGAUGUGCGCUCGCUUGAGAGUCUGCAGGGGGCUGUUGAGCGCUGCGUUAGCGAGCUGGGUGCGAUCGAUUAUGUGAUUGCCGGUGCGGCGGGGAAUUUCCUUGCCUCGAUCAACCAGAUCUCCGUCAAUGCGUUCAAGAGCGUGAUGGAGAUUGAUGUGCAGGGGUCCUACAACACGCUCAAGGCAACGAUCCCGCAUCUCAUUGAGUCCGCGCAGAAGCACAGGGUUGACUCGACGUCAUUAAAGCCUUCGCCGACUGGAACAGGGGGCCGCAUUAUCUUCGUCAGCGCUACGCUGCACUACACGGGCACACCGUUCCAAGCACACGUCUCCGUGGCGAAAGCGGGAAUUGACGCGUUGUCGAAUUCCGUCGCUCUUGAGUUCGGGCCGUUGGGCGUGACGUCGAAUGUUAUUGCGCCUGGUCCUAUUGCUUCGACGGAGGGCCUGGACCGCCUCCUUCCCAGCGACAAACUCGACAAGAUCAAACGGUCACAGCCUCUGGGGCGGUUUGGCUCCGUCCGCGACAUUGCCGAUGCCACUGUGUACCUAUUCGCCGACACGGGCAGCUACGUGAGCGGUCAGAUUUUAGUUGUGGACGGCGCAAGCUGGCGCAUUUCCUCUGCCGGCAUCGGGUCAUCUGACUACCCCGAUUUCCUCCUUUCAGGGGAUACCUUUGAGAACGUCAAAGGGAAGAAGAAGGCGAAGCUCUGA